Periophthalmus magnuspinnatus is the source of this 1984-nucleotide messenger RNA. Its product is annotated as immunoglobulin superfamily member 1-like. The record is from RefSeq and is a predicted model, not a curated record. Gene Ontology annotation, molecular function: transmembrane signaling receptor activity. The transcript is spliced from 10 exons. The coding region runs from base 94 to 1368 and encodes 424 amino acids. NCBI's taxonomy places the organism in Eukaryota, Metazoa, Chordata, Actinopteri, Gobiiformes, Gobiidae. Gene Ontology annotation, biological process: cell surface receptor signaling pathway.
CUCUGUGGACCCCCCCUGGUCUCAGCUGUUCUCUGGAGAGCAGCUCUCUCUCACCUGUAACGCUCACGGAGCAGACGCUGAGUGGACGUUUGAAUGGAGGAGAUCUGGACAGAGCCUGAAGCACAACAAAGAGAAAUGACCAUAAGAGCAGCAGUGAAGGACAGAGGGCCCUACAGCUGCAGAGGAGUCCUGCCACACACAGUCACUGAGUGGAGCCGCCCCCUCACACUAAAUGUGUCUGACAGAGCCCCCCGUCCUGUCCUGUCAGCGUCUGUGUCCUGGCUCAGUCCUGGGGCCUCUGUCUCUCUGAGCUGUGCUGUGACAGCGCCCUCUGCAGGAUGGAGCUUUCACUGGUACAGGGCUGUUCCUCAGUCAGAGUCUUACACAUAUGAGCGGCUCCCGGGGGCCAGUGCCGGCUCUAAACAGGACUCCUUCAUCCUCCAGGGCCUCAACCACUCAGCAGCGUUUGUGUGUCGAACAGAAAGAGGAAGUCCCGCCUUCUCCUCUGAACACAGUGACCCCGCCUUUGUCUGGUCUGGAGAUGCUGAGUCUCCAGUGUCUCUCUCGGUCAGUCCUGACAGAGCACAGCACUUCACUGAUGAUGUCAUCACUCUGAGUUGUGGGUUCAACUCCACUGGAGCAGACAGCACAGUCUGGAGGAGGUUUUCUGAUCACAGAUUAUCACAACAGUGUAAUUGGACUAAAUCUAAAUGUGAGUUUAGUUUACGUGAGGAAACCAGUGCAGUGUUUUGGUGUGAGUCUGGAUCAGGAGAAAUGAGCAAUGCCGUCAACAUCUCAGUCCACAGGGACAUCAUCCUUAUGAGCCCAGUGAGUGCAGUGACUGAGGGACAGUCUGUGUCUCUCAGCUGUAAACUGAACACAGGGACUUUUACUUCAGUUCAAUUUUAUAAAAAUGGAAAAAUGAUUCAAAAUGGGACUGAACCAGAGCUCAACAUCACUGCAGUGUCCAGGUCUGACCAAGGCUUUUAUAAAUGUGAGGGACAACGGAAACUACGGCCAACACCAAAGACUGUCAUAUCUCCAGAGAGUUGGAUGUCGGUUAAAACUGUUCCUGUGUCUAUAAAUGAGACAUUUCCUGUGGUGUGGGUGGUUGGACCUGUGUGUGCAGUGGUUUUACUCAUUCUGCUGCUGCUUCUGUGGCACCACAUAAAAAAUAAAGGCCAAAGCUCGUCCAGUGAGAAUGAAACAGGGGCGGGACAAGACGACCAGCAGCAACUGUACUCAUCUCUUCUCCAUGGCGACGUUUGUGUGUAUGAAACUAUCAAAGACAAAAGAAACAGGGAUGAUGAACAGCUUGGGGACUACAGCAAUUUACCAGGUCUGUCCAAACGACCUGAGCUGAGAUGAAAGAGUUUUUCUGGACAACAACUAAAACACACAGUAAAAAACUUCAUAUGAUACAAAUGGACCACAGCCUUAAAGCUACACUGUGUAACUUUUCUGGUUGAGUUCUGUCUCUCGCUUGUUUCCGUGGAGAUGUUAUUACUUUGUUUGGAUUGUUCUGAUAUCAAAUGUGUCUAUGUUGGAUUAUUCAGGUCCAUGUUUAUCUACCUUGAAAAAAAGAUUCUUUGUGUCAUUGGGGUCGCCUCUCCACAGAUCUGACCUGUACAUUAUCUUGUUUAAUGCCAUAUUAUGUAACAUUUCAAUCUGCAAGUGUUUUUCAGUGAUGUUUUUCCAGUCUCUGCCUUCACCAGACUGAACGUGACAAAUGUUGAGAUCUUUUAAAAACAUGAUGAUUCAUUUUUGUUUGUUUAGUCAAAGCUCCUUUUGUAAUGGGAUGAUAAACCUGUAUGGACCUAAUGUACAUAUAUUUAUGUUAUGUUGGAUUAUUUUAAGUUCAACAAUUAGUUCAUUUUUGUAAUUAUGUGCAGUUUGACUUUUAUGUAAUUUGGCAGUGGCCUUUUUAAGGUUUGACUGUCGACUUCCCUGUUUUCUUUCAGUUCAUCGUUAUCUCUUUGUAAAA